AUGUCAAAAAGAUUUCUCAUAUAUUUCUGUACAGAGACAAUGUGGGGUUUGCCGUUCGAUCUUCUCAAUGAGGAGGCAGCUUGGGAUAUCGGUAAAGGCCUCGAAACUGUGGUGGCCAUCGAUAAGACGGCGUUCGCAUCGGAGCAGGCUAGCUUUCUCCGCAUCAGAGUGGAUAUACCGGUCUCCCUGCCGCUUCGCCGGGGUGAUCCGGUGAUUAGUUCGGAAGGGGAUCGGGUUUGGAUCGCUUUCAAGUAUGAGCGGAUUAAUGGACUCUGUUUUUCAUGUGGUCGGCUCGGCCAUGAGAUGAAGACAUGUUGUUACUUGAACCCAGAGACUAUGGGGGAUGAAACUCCAUAUGGGGAGUGGAUGAAAGCUGGUGGACGGCGUCGGGCUAAGGAUGAGGAUCACCUAGCAAGUAGUCCACCAAGAAGACAACCGGCUGAAUCGACAGACACAGGAGCGGUGUUUAAUAGGGCACGAACUAACGUGUUGGCUGGGAGGGAGGAGACUAAUCAUGGUAGGAAUCCAGUCUUGGAUAUCAUCCACAAGGAUACUCAGAAUCCCAGCCAAAUAUUACCGUAG
Molecule: messenger RNA, 582 nt
Organism: Quercus robur (English oak)
Lineage: Eukaryota; Viridiplantae; Streptophyta; Magnoliopsida; Fagales; Fagaceae
Exons: 2
Coding region: 1-582 (193 amino acids)
Molecular function (GO): zinc ion binding; nucleic acid binding
Source: RefSeq, a predicted model, not a curated record